Messenger RNA from Verticillium alfalfae VaMs.102, 258 nucleotides. Its product is annotated as zinc finger transcription factor ace1. The coding region runs from base 1 to 258 and encodes 85 amino acids. The transcript has a single exon. The record is from RefSeq and is a predicted model, not a curated record. Lineage: Eukaryota; Fungi; Ascomycota; Sordariomycetes; Glomerellales; Plectosphaerellaceae.
AUGCUCUUCACGCCCAACUCGUUGGCCGAGGUUGACGAAGGCUUUGAUGAUUUUGGCGGUUGUGGUGACGAUUUCACCUUGUUCCCCGUCAACGGGCUUGACAAGGACGCACAGUUCCAGACUCUCUUCGGCAGCGAGAUGCCCAGCAGCGGCCUCGGCUUGUCUCAGGGCGCCUCCCAGGACUUCUUUGGGAACGGCAUGGACUGGUCCAGCAUGGACUACCACACCUACUCCCAGCAGCCCCAGCACCAGCAGUAG